This is a messenger RNA of Saccoglossus kowalevskii, 444 nucleotides long. RefSeq lists its product as uncharacterized. NCBI's taxonomy places the organism in Eukaryota, Metazoa, Hemichordata, Enteropneusta, Harrimaniidae. The record is from RefSeq and is a predicted model, not a curated record. Gene Ontology annotation, biological process: poly(A)+ mRNA export from nucleus. Gene Ontology annotation, cellular component: nucleus.
AUAUGAAAGCAUCCGAAAAGUACAAAUAUAAAAACCUGCCACGACUAAAGGAAAUGUUACGUAAGCGUCACCUUCCAAUCGGUGGGAAUAAGAACGAGUUGGUUGAUAGAUUGAAGUUAUCAGAUCUCAAUGUUUCAGAGUUAAAAAUCAAACUUAAGAAGGAAGGUCUUUCGGUUAAUGGUUCCAAACCCGAUUUGGUGAAGCGACUACUGAAGGUCAGGGGGAAACGUACAAAGAACUGUGAUCAAAUUGAAGUUCCCGUUACUACUAUGGCAGUCAAACCAGCGGGUAAUCCAUGGAAGGUUCCGCUAUUGAUGAAAUGUGGUGGGUGUGGUCAGAGCGUUCCUAACAGUGAUAAGUUGUCUCAUCUUGAUAGCUGUUGGUUUACCAAUGAUGGUCCAUCUGAUGUUUAUUUAUUGCAUGCUCGAAGUGUUAACUGGGCUG